Messenger RNA from Dissoconium aciculare CBS 342.82, 877 nucleotides. RefSeq lists its product as uncharacterized. The annotation marks the transcript as partial. The record is from RefSeq and is a predicted model, not a curated record. The transcript has a single exon. Lineage: Eukaryota; Fungi; Ascomycota; Dothideomycetes; Mycosphaerellales; Dissoconiaceae.
UGGGCGCAAGUAGCUGACCCAAAAUUAAUUGCUGCUGCCCGCGCGGACUCCGUCAAAUCUGCGCACUACCUUCCGGAGAGUCUCGCCGUAUAUAAGGCCCAACAUCUUGAUUUCGUUCAAGCGUCCAUAGCGCAAAGCAAGCAUUCCUCGGACGCGUUUCAUUCCCGAGUCGCAGUGUCUGCUUCGAAUAUACAAUGGCGCAACGAGCUCGACGAGCUCGCAAAUAUGACGCAAAGCAUGCACUCUUUCAGGCAGCAAAUGAACUACUUCGAGAGAAACAUGGUGCUGAAUCUGGGACGACUUGGCGUUUGCCUUUUAACAGCGGCAACGCCAUCUGGCCAAUCAGACGGACAUAUUCCGCCGAAAGCCACUCGUGUCGCCCAGAAGGACCUUAGCCAAUUGCAUGCGCGACUGUAGCCUUAUGUCGCACGUGCAGCUGAUCUCAUCCGAAUAGCCAACGAACUUGCAAGCCUGCACGCGUCAUUCGAAAGCGUUCUGGACAGUCGGCUGGGAUUGGCGUUGUUAGUGCUUGCAAGCAGUGUCUUUCCAACAACCCUAGUCACAAGCAUACUUUCCACGGGUGGUGAUUUGUUUUCUGGGCAACCUUUGUUCUGGGUCGUCUGGGCGACGGCUCUGCCCCUGACGUCCAUUCUCGCUGCGAUUCUGAUUUUUGGUCGACGGCUGGGCGGUAUAAUCAAGCAUCAAGGGCCAAACUCGGUCCCUUGAGCGGCGCAAGGACAAACGGGAUGAAACCUGGUGUAGCGAGCAAUGUAUAGAGCGACAGGUGAUGGUAUGGAAGUAGAAUUGUCCCUGCACAAUCCACGACCACUUGUUAAUUGCAUUUUGGCCGAGCCGAAGUAGAAGAGGUGUUGCGAAU